This is a messenger RNA of Westerdykella ornata, 1829 nucleotides long. RefSeq lists its product as uncharacterized. Lineage: Eukaryota; Fungi; Ascomycota; Dothideomycetes; Pleosporales; Sporormiaceae. The transcript has a single exon. The coding region runs from base 428 to 1687 and encodes 419 amino acids. The record is from RefSeq and is a predicted model, not a curated record.
GAGCUUAUGGUCGUCCGAAGUUCAGGGCCAAGGCGAUUUAUCUGAUCCAAGGCUGAUUGAUAAGAUCGCCAAGAAAAUGCGGAAUUAACAACUCGAGCCUGCGGAGAUAAAGCGUUCGUUUCAGAGAAUUGGCCUCGAAGGGCUCUUCCAAUUCGAUGCUUGCGAGGUGACUAGUUAUAGGGAAGGUAGCAUCGCAGGCCUCCAACAGAAUGCCGGCUUACGACACGGGAUAUCGAUGAUAGAGCUUUUCUCCAAAUGAGGACAUUCGCUCACCGGUUGUUAUCCAAACCUGGUCAGGACUACGCAUUCACAAUUACGCGUCCACACCCUUUGAGUCAUCGAUACCCAAGCCAAACUGGAAUCUGCGUGCAGCUUACGAAAAAUGUCUUAUUGGUUAGACUACCGUGGUCUUACAACGCCCUGAAGCAUGCGACUGAAGACACUCAAUGGUGCUCCCCUCCAGGAGCAUCUUGACUUCAGCGACAAGGCUCUACAAGAUAUUGGAGAAAAUCUCCCCUUUAAGGAAACUAUACAACGGACUGUAUACGGCUCAACGGCGUCUUCAGAGCUAGAAAAUACCCUUCCUAUCAAAUGGCGACGGCUAGACCCUCACAACAGUCGACUCCGGACCGGAUGGUCUCAACCGUACCUGCCAGGCGGGACUAACAACAACAACUCCGUAUUUCCCUCGUUCGGACAACUGAACAUUAUCCCGGCCUCAGUUUUAGAAGAAUCCAACAUCAACGAAACGACCCUCACCCUAGAUGGAGACGACGAUCCAUCCCACCUCGACUUCCUCAACCACUCCCUCAUCCUGCACGACACCCUCCUCUCCUCCCAACUCGCCCUCCCAACCCCAGAAGACUACUCAGACGCCGACAACACAAUCUCUACCUCCUCCUUCCUCACAACCUCCUUCUCCCCAAACCCAACCCCCCUCGCAACAGUCGCCAGCGGCAUCCCCCAAGCAGAACCCCCCUCGUCCUCAAACACAACACUCACCCUCCACCUCCCCCCCUCCCUAACAAUAACCCCCCUCUCCUCCCUCCCAACCCCAACCCACCUCCUUACCAUCUACCCACAAACCCCAACCCCCACCCUCCUCUGCGUCCUCACCACCCCCCCAACCACCCGCACCAUCCUCAUCCAAAAACGGCGCGCACCUUACAAAAUGGACCUCACGGAACUCUCCCUCUCGGACCCCACGAGCGCAAACUUCAAAGUAUCCUUCUGGUUCCGACCGCAGGGUCCUCCUGCCCCCGGCCAGGCGCUGCAGAAGCAGAAGCAGAAGCAGAAGCAGGAUAAUAAUCCGGCGCAGACGGCUCUACGCGCAACGCUCGACUCGCUGCGCACGGGCGAUGUGGUGCUCCUGAGGAAUAUCGUGCUCAAUGUCUUCCGCGACACGGUGUACGGGCAGGCGCUGAGUCCGCAGAUUACGAAGGCAAGGACGACGGUCGAUGUGUUGGCGAGGGCGGGAGAGGAGCCUGAGUAUAAGAGGAUCGUGCCUGCGGGGGUGGAGGAGCAGUUUGCGAGGGUGAGGAGGUGGGCUAGGGGGCAUGUUGUUCCUGAGCGGAGGGUGGGGAAGAGGAAGGGGAGUAGUGGAGGAGAGGAGCGCGGGGCGGUGAAGAUGGGGAGGUUGGGUUACGGCGUGGAUGACGGGAUGCCGCCGGAUACUAUGGAGGGUUGAGCAUCGGCGAUGCCGAAGGUGCACUAUUUCCGAGCAUGGUUGCUCUGACGGCUGUUGGGGAAAGUAUGAUAUCCCUUCUGGUUUGACAACGUACCGGAACACUGCGCGAAGCCAAUCUUACAAUCUGGACGGCCAUGUACUC